Chenopodium quinoa (quinoa) is the source of this 807-nucleotide messenger RNA. RefSeq lists its product as uncharacterized. The transcript has a single exon. Lineage: Eukaryota; Viridiplantae; Streptophyta; Magnoliopsida; Caryophyllales; Amaranthaceae. The record is from RefSeq and is a predicted model, not a curated record. The coding region runs from base 1 to 807 and encodes 268 amino acids. Gene Ontology annotation, molecular function: nucleic acid binding; RNA-DNA hybrid ribonuclease activity.
AUGUUGGUGUUUUGUGAGGAGGCAAAGCUUUUGUGGUACCUAUCUCCUUUGCGUCUGGAAGUUGGGAAGUAUAAUGGCAGCACUUUUGCGGAGUGGUGUGGUGGGGUGCGCUUGAUUUUCAAGGAUCACUCGUGGUGGAAUGUCUUCUGGAGCACUUUGUGGGGUGUGUGGCUGCGUAGAACUGACUGGAUUUUCGCAGGGAAGAAGAGAGAGAUAACUGAAGUUCUACACAAAGCAAUUAGCAUUGUUGGUGAGUUUGAUUCUGCAAAUGAUCAUGGUUGCAGCCACUCUGUUUCUGAACCCCUGGAGUGCAAAUGGAAAUCUCCUCCUGAGGGAGUUAUAAAAGUGAAUUCUGAUGCGGCUAUCUUUAAGUCGAGAAUGGUGGGGCUUGGAGGGGUUAUGCGUGAUAGUGUGGGGGAUGUUGUUGCUGCUACGUGUUUGCAGGUUGCAGGAAGCUUCGAUGUGGAUGUGGUGGAGGCAAUGGCAAUGCGGCAUGCUUUAGUAAUUGCAAUGGAGUCUGGCUUUUUGAGAGUGUGCCUCGAGACGGACAAUAUCAAGCUCCAUUAUGGCUUGAGUAAGCAGAAGGAAGAUCUUACUGCCUUUGGUUUAAUUACCAAGGAUAUUCUUAAGCUUGCUAAUUCUUGCCAUGAAUGCUCAUUUGCUUUUGUGAAGAGAACAGGAAAUCAGGUUGCUCAUAGUCUUGCUAAGCUUAGUAGUAAGUUUGUUUCUCUUAGAGUUUGGUUGGAAGAGUAUCCCAUUGAGAUACAUGAGGUUGUAAUGGCCGAUUUAGGCCUUUCUUCUACUUAA